AUGGUGUGCAAACGACUAUUUACCCGACGCGAGUAUUACUUCUCCAUCAUGCUUGACCGAAACACAAAUGGUCCUAUCAUUAUCGGAUCAAGCCGUGGUGGUGUCAACAUUGAGGAAGUAGCGGCUACUGAACCAGAAGCUAUUGUGAAGGUGCCGAUUGAUAUGUCCACUGGAAUAACUCCUCAGAUUGCCUCGGAUAUUGCGGCGAAGAUGGGAUUCAAGGGAGACUCUGCCAAACAGGCUUCUGACAUGAUUGCUAAGCUCUAUAAUCUCUUCCGAAAGUCUGAUGCUACCCUUCUGGAAAUCAAUCCUAUGGCUGAGGAUGUUAACGGCGAUGUCUACUGCAUGGAUUGCAAAUUGCUUUUGGACUCAAACGCUGAGUUCCGUCAAAAAGAUCUAUUUGCCAUGAAAGACACAAAACAGGAAGAUCCCCUUGAGAUUCGUGCUGCAGCUGCCAACCUCAACUACAUUCGCCUGGACGGAAAUAUCGGAUGUUUGGUCAAUGGUGCUGGUCUGGCUAUGGCUACUAUGGACAUCAUCAAACUGCAUGGCGGUGAUCCUGCAAACUUCCUUGAUGUAGGAGGUGGUGCUACUGUCGAGCAGGUCACGGAGGCCUUCAAAAUCAUCACGGCGGACAAGAAGAAGGUCAAUGCCAUUCUUGUGAACAUUUUUGGUGGAAUUAUGCGUUGCGAUGUUAUUGCUCAAGGAAUCAUCAAAGCUGCUAAGGAACUUGAUCUCAAAAUCCCGAUCGUUGUCCGUCUGCAAGGAACAAAGGUAGAUGAUGCCAAGGCUCUCAUUGCCAAUUCACAAUUAAGGAUUUUGCCCUGCGAUAACCUUGAUGAGGCCGCCAAAAUGGUUGUGAAACUAUCGGACAUUGUCAACCUGGCUCGAGCAGCUCAAAUUGACGUGAAAUUCGAAUUGUCCAUCUAG
This is a messenger RNA of Cylicostephanus goldi, 930 nucleotides long. Lineage: Eukaryota; Metazoa; Nematoda; Chromadorea; Rhabditida; Strongylidae. The record is from the annotation of a GenBank genome assembly.